This is a messenger RNA of Macrosiphum euphorbiae (potato aphid), 408 nucleotides long. The record is from the annotation of a GenBank genome assembly. NCBI's taxonomy places the organism in Eukaryota, Metazoa, Arthropoda, Insecta, Hemiptera, Aphididae.
AUGAUCGUCGUGUCAGUUCAACGGCUUGUCCGCUCGCGACGAUAUAUUAUUUUGGUCAAAAUAUGUCUUAUCAUACAAAAAGUGUAUGUCCCACCUGUGGAUAACCGCAAUGCAGAAGCAUUCGUUUUCUUGAACUAUUAUUUGGAUUUUACUAACGCCAUAGCAGACGGACAGAACGACGUGAUCGACGACACAGACUUGCAAGGCACAGACUUCCCCACCAACGUACCGUUACCGCAUACCGUGCACGUGGAAAACGAACAACACGAACAAGUCAGGGAAUGGAUCCUGACGAACGCCAUGGACCGAGACGUCAGUCAGGUGAAAGGCAAAAACUCAUAUAAUAUAUUAUAUUGUUUUAGUGCUCGUGUACAAUCCACAAACGAUAUUGUGUGGGCAUUGUCAUGA